Daktulosphaira vitifoliae (grape phylloxera) is the source of this 942-nucleotide messenger RNA. RefSeq lists its product as uncharacterized. NCBI's taxonomy places the organism in Eukaryota, Metazoa, Arthropoda, Insecta, Hemiptera, Phylloxeridae. The transcript is spliced from 7 exons. The record is from RefSeq and is a predicted model, not a curated record. Gene Ontology annotation, molecular function: calcium ion binding. The coding region runs from base 67 to 876 and encodes 269 amino acids.
GUGAAAUUACACAUUUAGAAUUUAAAAGUAUGAAUAAUUAUUUUCUUAAGUAAAAAUAUCAUUGUAAUGCAUUUAAAAACUAUAUUAAUCUUUUGUUCAUUUUGUUUUUUUACCAGCAUAAAAAGCGAGGGACUUAAUGUACGUCAAAUAGAUUUCUUUGAAGCUUUGAUAUUGAGUCGUAGAUAUGGUGAAAAUAUUGAUAUAUUAAAACAUGCAUUAUAUUGUCAUGAAAUCAAAGAAACUUACAAUGAUUAUAAACUUGAAGAUGGAAUCAAUGUAAGAAUUUUCAAGAUUUUGAAUUUUUUGGUUAAAGUUAAAAAGACAGGCGAUGAAAAAAGAGUGGAAAAACUUGAUAUAAAUGAAGUCGAAAUAAUCUCAAAUAUAUUCAGAAAUCUUGACACAGACAACGAUGGCUUGAUAAAUAAGGAACAGUGCAAUACAUUGAUUGAUUCUAUUUCCUACUGUGUAUAUACUGGAAACGUGAAAAAACUGGAUAUAAAUGAGGUUCAAAGAAUCUCAAGUGAAUUCCGUAAUCUUAACCUAGACAACGAUAGCAUGAUAAGUAUGGAACAAUGCAAUCCAUUGAUUGAUUCUAUUGGCUGCUCUGACUCUAGUAGAGGAAGCGUAGUAACACUGAACGAAAAUAAUAAUGAAAAUCUCAAAAAGUUUUUAGUUAAUAUGAAGAAAGAAUUUAAUGAUGCGAAUACAACAUCAUUCACUUUAGGUGAGGUUCUAAUAAAAGUAUUAUUCUACAAGACACAAUUUAAGAAUACUGACUUUGAUACACGUUAUGAAAUUCAUCAUAUACUAUAUCAAAUUUCACAAUUGUAUUCUCCAAAUUCGAUAUAUCAUUUAAAUACGUUUUACAAAUAUUAAAUGUAUUACAGUAGGAAAUAUUAUUUUUAAUAAUAAUAAAUAGUAUUAUUUUUUUAAACUUUCAAA